GCUGUAGCAACGUUAUUUCUCUCUCACACACACACACACACACACGCACGCGGACCUCAGUGGGCCUGUCCUGAGCAGGGGUGUGUUCUGUUGUGUUCUGUUUAGCUGCUUGUGCACUCCUACAGCUGUUUUUCAGCCACUGACGGCCAUACAGAAGAAGACACACGGGUUAAGCGCGGGCAGCACUAUGACUGAUGGGGACUAUGAUUAUUUGAUUAAACUCCUGGCUCUCGGUGACUCAGGAGUGGGAAAAACAACCUUCCUUUACCGCUAUACAGACAACAAGUUCAACCCCAAGUUCAUCACUACCGUGGGAAUUGACUUCAGGGAAAAGAGAGUGGUGUACAGCGCUAACGGCCCUAAUGGGACAACAGGAAAGACGUUUAAAGUUCAUCUGCAGCUCUGGGACACAGCAGGACAGGAGAGAUUUAGAAGCUUGACGACAGCCUUCUUCAGAGACGCGAUGGGAUUCUUGCUCAUGUUUGACCUGACGAGCCAGCAAAGCUUUCUGAACGUCCGCAACUGGAUGAGUCAGCUACAGGCAAAUGCAUACUGCGAAAAUCCCGACAUUGUUCUCAUUGGAAACAAAGCGGACCUGGCGGAUCAAAGAGAAGUUCAGGAGAAGCAAGCUAAAGACCUGGCAGAUAAAUACGGCAUCCCGUACUUUGAGACGAGCGCAGCGACGGGCGCAGCAGUAGAUAAAGCCGUGGUCACUCUGCUCGACCUGGUCAUGAAGAGGAUGGAGCAGUGUGUGGAAAAGCCGGAUAAGUUCGAGGCACCUCAAACAGACAGCACCAGCAAACUGAGCGCCGUGCCAACAGCAGAGAAAAAAUGCGCCUGUUAGAAGUUGCCUUAUUGCGCCCUCCUGUGCACGGAUGCUGGAGUUCCAGCUCGGUCCUGUACGUACGUAUGUACUCAGUGUGGUGAUGAAAGCAGGGCGCUGGAUCGGUUUGUAAAUGCAUUUCAAAUGUCUCAACACUUCUUUCUCGUUUGUAGUACAUCUAGUGCACCUUGAAGAAAAAAAAAAAUCUGGUUAAUAAGCUGUUGGUCUUUUUCCACCUCAUGAUUGGUCAUUAAACACCCAUUUAAGCAAUGA
Molecule: messenger RNA, 1096 nt
Organism: Neoarius graeffei (lesser salmon catfish)
Lineage: Eukaryota; Metazoa; Chordata; Actinopteri; Siluriformes; Ariidae
Gene: rab27b
Product: RAB27B, member RAS oncogene family
Exons: 6
Coding region: 188-844 (218 amino acids)
Biological process (GO): positive regulation of exocytosis; melanosome transport
Cellular component (GO): secretory granule; melanosome
Molecular function (GO): GTP binding; GTPase activity
Source: RefSeq, a predicted model, not a curated record